Molecule: messenger RNA, 1404 nt
Organism: Cladophialophora psammophila CBS 110553
Lineage: Eukaryota; Fungi; Ascomycota; Eurotiomycetes; Chaetothyriales; Herpotrichiellaceae
Product: 2,2-dialkylglycine decarboxylase (pyruvate)
Exons: 1
Coding region: 1-1404 (467 amino acids)
Cellular component (GO): mitochondrion
Molecular function (GO): pyridoxal phosphate binding; transaminase activity
Source: RefSeq, a predicted model, not a curated record
AUGGCUCCAAUGAUCGACGACGGCGUCCACUUACCCCCUAACAACCCCAUCUUGGCCAAAUCCGGGGAUAAACCCAACAUCUACAACGAUGUCAAGGAAGAUGAACUCCAGGAAACGGCAAAGGCCUGCUUGGCCAACUAUGGCACCAAGUUUGAGAAGGACAUCAUCACCGGCAGUAAAGGAUUAUACGUCUAUACUGCCAGCGGCCAUCGAGUCAUGGACUGGACGUCCGGCCAAAUGUCCUGUCUGGUAGGGCAUGGACACCCCGAGAUCGUCUCCACCAUCCAUGACCACGCUGCCAAUUUGGAUCAUUUAUUCUCCGGUAUGCUCUCGCCGCCAGUCAUCAACCUGGCCCAACGGCUCACGUCAGUUCUGCCAAAGGGGUUAGAUAAAGCCUUCUUCCUCUCCACCGGCGGUGAGUCCAACGAGGCUGCCAUCAAGAUGGCUAAAGUCUAUACCGGCAAGUUUGAAGUCGUCGGCCUUGGAGCGAGUUGGCACGGUGUCACUGCACAAGCACUAGGCACUCAAUACCAUUUUGGGCGCAAAGGCCAAGGGCCCUUGAUGCCAGGGAUGCAUAUGCUUCCUCCUCCUAAUGCCUUUCGCUCCAUUUUCCGCAACCCCGACGGCUCGUAUGAUUGGGAAACCGAGCUCAACUACGGAUGGGACCUGAUUGACCGGGCCUCUUGUGGCGCCCUGGCGGCGUGUAUCGUCGAAUGCAUCCAGUCCUCGGCAGGCAUGCAUGUGCUCCCAACAGGAUACCUGAAGGCGCUGAAGAAGCACUGCGAGAGGCGCGGCAUGUUGCUCAUCGUGGACGAGGCUCAAACAGGCGUGGGCCGCUGCGGUGACCUGUUCGCCAUCGACCACGAAGGCGUCGUCCCGGACAUCUUGACGCUCAGUAAGACACUGGGGAACGGGCUCCCUCUGAGCGCCGUGGUCACGAGCUUCGAGAUCGAGCGCGUGUGCACCGAGCGCGAUUACUGCUUCUACACCACACACGUGAACGACCCGCUCCCUGCUGCCGUGGGCGACAAAGUCCUCGAGAUCGUCCUGCGCGACAAUCUUGUCAACAACUCCCGCGCCAUGGGCCUCCACCUCCAAGCCGGGCUGCAGCGACUCAAGUCCCGCUACGGAUGCAUAGGCGACGUGCGCGGACGUGGGCUAAUGGCCGGUGUCGAGAUCGUGGGCGAUCGCGAGACCAAAACCCCCUCGAUCGAGCUGGCAAGAAACAUUUCGCGCAAGAUGUACGAGCUGGGUCUGUGGGCGAACCUGAGCAGCCACUCGAGCUUUGGGGGUGUGUUCAGGAUCGCGCCGCCCAUUGUCAUCACGAAAGAACAGCUUGAUCACGGCCUCGAGAUCAUGGAGAAAGCCUUCCAGAGCACCGAGGGGACGAUGCCCCUGUACUAA